Lentinula edodes (shiitake mushroom) is the source of this 1317-nucleotide messenger RNA. RefSeq lists its product as uncharacterized. The transcript is spliced from 5 exons. Lineage: Eukaryota; Fungi; Basidiomycota; Agaricomycetes; Agaricales; Omphalotaceae. Bases 1 to 1317 code for a protein of 438 amino acids. The record is from RefSeq and is a predicted model, not a curated record.
AUGCCCGUUACCUCGUUCUACGUCAACUUGCCACCCUUCCACCAGACUACCCAUCAUGUCGUCCAACUCCCUUCCUUAACUCGCGACGUUAAUCGAUCAGACUCAAUCGUGCGCUUAGAAGAAGAUGGUCGUCCUAGGUCUCAAUCUUUCGAACAAGAUGACCCACUCGAAAAGUUUACUGCGGAUCGUCAACCUCAGCUUUCGAAUCCCAACCGUGAAAGGAUCCCUCAGCCCGAUACUUCACAGGACGUUCAGCCGACCCAUGAUCCUAUAUCUAACUCCUUGAACGAUGACAGGGAGAUCCAAGCUUUCUUGAACACCGUUAUCCGGGUCUCUGACCUCAAUCCGCCACUGUCGACUGCGCACACGGUCGACGAUAUUAGUUCUUUAGGACUCGACCCAUAUGAAACAAAAAUUGCCGAUGUUAGAGAUUCUUCCGUGCUCAACAUGCAAAUGGCUCCAACCAAAAUUCCACGUGCGGAUGUUAUGACUGACUUCGCACUCAUUCCAUUGGAGGGUCCAACGGAAGCACCAGGAGCCGGAAACUCUGAUCAAAGCCCCUCGGCUCAUUGCCCCCCCGAACACAAUUUACCAGUGUCUCGCGUGAGAGCUUCUGGACAGUUGAUCGAGAAGAACGACAUCGCAGUCGGAAGUUCAAUGGAAUUAGGAUUGUUGAACACUCGUCUAUGGAGUGAUGAAGGGGUGAAGGGGGUGCCCGAGUCCAUCUCUUCAGCACUUCGUCAUAGACGCACAGUCUUUCGCCGGGAUCCAUACCCUAUUCGGUCAAAAUCUUCCAAUAUACGUCAAAGUCACAGCACCACUACUUCAGAUGAGUACGAUGGCUCCAUUUUCACGCUUCCCUUGAUGUAUAGUGGUAGCAUCAACGAAGCUGUGAACAUCAAUUCAACCUUUUGGGUUGACAUUUUCCACUCACGAAAGGUUAAAGCCAAGACGUUUUACACUUGCUGGUACUUAUACAGUACCCGUUCCCCACUCGACUUACCACCUACCCUUUCCCCUGGUCCCAGAGGGCCUAAGCAUAACUAUCUCUUUGUGCAUGUCAACGAGGCUCAGAGAGAGAACCUUAAUUCCACUCCUGCUGUCACUGACGGGCGCCCUACCCUUCUGAAAUGCAUGACAAUGUGGAUAUGGAACAGCAUCGCCGAGAGAUGGGAGCAUAUUAAUUACGGCGAGGAACGUUUCAUCGCAGAUGCGAAAUCACCUUAUUGCGUCUCCUUAUAUCGGGAAACCAUACAUCCGGAGUGGAUUACCAAGAAGGCAAUGAACAAGAUUCUCAAAAAGUAUCGAGGGUUUUAA